UAAGAAAUCAAAAUCCUCAAAACCCCCAAAAUCGAAACUCAAAAACCCUAAUAAAUGAAACGAAUCCAGAUUCUGCUGGAAUCAUCACUCUCCGAGUAAAAAAAUGGAUCCAAUCGCUUCCGUAGUGGAGAAAGUUAAGCUCUUUGCGAAAUCGAGCCACGACUUAGUCUCCAGCCACUUCGCCUUCCACGAGCCUCCUUCACCCCAGAGCCCGAUUGAUAUCUUGAAGCGUUUGCAACGAGAAGCCUUCUCUGAUAUAACGAAGCUUAGAGACAGACAAGAGAAAAUGGAGAGAGUUAUUUCAUCUAAAGGAGGUCCCUUUCAAGAGACUAGCACUAACGUGAGAGGUGAAGUUGAUGUCCUUGGAGCAAUGCUGAUGAUGGGAAACGCUGACGAGGAGAGUUUGGAUGGAGUGAGACAUGGGUUGCUUUGUAGGUUCGUGUUUGAAACUAGGCUUAGGGAGAGGGAUAAGCUUGUGGCUGAGCUCGUUGCUGGUGUUUCAGGGAACCAGCUGUCUUUAGCUAAAGUUUUCUACAAGGCAGAGAUUAGUGAUUGGUUAUCUGCUGUUGCUGUUCCCGUUGGGGCGCGUUUUAGAGAUAUUGAUGCUGCUCUUGUGUCUUCUUACCAGGGAAUGAAUCUUACAGAAGUUUCUGAACUUGGACCACCGCUUUUGAACCAACGUAACGAUAGUGCCAUAGGAUUAACAUUCAGAAAGUCAGUUAUGGUAGCUUCACUGGCUCAAUCCAUCACAAGCCUUGAAGGUGAACAAGGUUUGGAUGCAACAAACCGUUGUUUCAGAACUUUCGGGGAAGUAACCUGCCACAUUCUGAGGGAUGUAAAACUAUCUCUACUUGGCUGUCACCAGAUUUUAUCACCACCGUCUAACAGCCUCCGUUAUUCUGCUGGAGCCAUUACAGUCCCAGUAAGUUUCCUAAGGCGGGGUUUUGCUAUGGAGCCUCUGGAGAUGAGCAGAGACAUGAAUCAUGUGUCCUCCUCUAGCUCCAUUGCUUUGAAGUUAGACUCUUUAAUAGACGAGUGUACAAGAGUUGGGGGAUGGAUUGAGGUUCAAAACUCAAGAGAGAAUCAAGUGAUAUGGUCAGUUUCUAUUACAGACAAACCAGAGGAUGAAGUGGGCUGGGGCAUGAGCGUUGGGGGAGUAAAUCAUGAUCGGUUUCAAGUGGAAUCGUAUCUCAAAUUCAACAUAGGCCAUCGGUUUAGCUUAAGUCCAGGUCUUGUCUAUCUCACAAACAGUAAAGGAAGAACCGUAGGUCUUAUGCUUCAGUCUCAUUGGUCUCUGUAAUCUUUAAUGUUUAUCCAUAGUUGUAUCUACCACUAAUUGCAAAUGUUUAGAGAAAAAAAAGGUCUAACCAAAUCUAGUGUAGCUGCCUUAUUGGAAUAGUUGUUAACGUGUGGCUGUACCAAAGGACAAAGAAAAACCAAGUUGUUUCAUUAAUAUCCAAAGUUAUUAUCACCCGAUGA
This is a messenger RNA of Brassica napus (rape), 1479 nucleotides long. RefSeq lists its product as uncharacterized. The transcript has 3 exons. The coding region runs from base 104 to 1300 and encodes 398 amino acids. The record is from RefSeq and is a predicted model, not a curated record. NCBI's taxonomy places the organism in Eukaryota, Viridiplantae, Streptophyta, Magnoliopsida, Brassicales, Brassicaceae.